CCCUUUUUUUUUGUUUUUCUAAAAAUAAAAAUAAAAAUAAAGUAAAACAGAAAAAAAAAAGUAGUACUAAUGAACAUAGAUGCUUGCAUUGAAUCUAUUAAGCAAUGUAAAUAUUUAUCUGAAAAUGACAUGCGACAAUUAUGCAAUAAGCUGAAGGAAAUACUUUCAGAAGAAUCAACUGUAGUUCCUGUUCAUGCACCAGUUACUUUAUGUGGAGACAUUCAUGGACAAUUUUAUGAUUUAAUUAAAAUAUUUGAAGUAGGGGGUGAUUUGCCAAACACAUCUUAUAUUUUUAUGGGCGAUUUUGUGGAUCGUGGUCGGUAUUCAUUGGAGACACUGACAUUACUGUUAUUAUAUAAAGUCAAAUAUCCCGAUCGUAUUACGCUUACCAGAGGAAAUCAUGAGAGUCGCAACGUUACUCGAGUGUAUGGAUUUUAUGACGAGUGUUUGGCUAAAUAUCAAAAUACAAAAGUUUGGGAAUGGUGUUGUACGAUAUUUGACUAUUUACCUUUAGCAGCAGUAAUUGAUGGCUCAGUGUUUUGUGUACAUGGAGGAUUAUCGCCAGAAUUACCCUCAAUUGAUUCUAUUCGAACAUUAUUUCGUAUGCAAGAACUACCACAAAGUGGAGGACAUUGUGAUUUAUUAUGGUCUGAUCCAGAAACACAAGUAGAAUCAUGGGCAAUAAGCCCUAGAGGAGGUGGCUAUUUAUUUGGUUCAUUACCUACAACCUCAUUUUGUCACAAUAACGGGAUAAAUUUAAUUGUUAGAAGUCAUCAAUUAGUAGAUGAAGGCUUUAAUUAUCCAUUUGAAGAAAAGAAUUUAGUUACAUUAUGGUCAGCGCCUAAUUACUGUUAUCGAUGUGGAAAUAAAGCGGCUAUCUUAAAAAUACCAGAAGAAGAUAGACAAAUUUUAUCCUCUGAUUAUACAAUAUUUUUGGAAAAUGAGAUUCAAGGUGAUCAACAAUCUUCAAUUACUGGAGGUCCUGGCAGUCAAUAUUUUUUAUAAGCAUGUAUUAUUAUAAAAUAAUAAAUAACUAUUUAUUACAUCUUUCGUCAUAAAGUAAAAA
Molecule: messenger RNA, 1066 nt
Organism: Cokeromyces recurvatus
Lineage: Eukaryota; Fungi; Mucoromycota; Mucoromycetes; Mucorales; Mucoraceae
Product: Metallo-dependent phosphatase-like protein
Exons: 9
Coding region: 70-1005 (311 amino acids)
Biological process (GO): G1/S transition of mitotic cell cycle; peptidyl-serine dephosphorylation
Cellular component (GO): cytoplasm
Molecular function (GO): protein serine/threonine phosphatase activity
Source: RefSeq, a predicted model, not a curated record